UUAUGUUCAUGAAGAAUAUCGGAAAUCGUCUACAGAGAAUUUGUCACGUUUUUACAUGUGUGUGUGGUCACCUUAUAUCAGUCUCGUGUAAUUUUGGUUAUUGAUGACAUAUGCCAAUAAGUAUAUUCAACAAAUUAAUAAUCCGUGUUUAAAUUCAGUAACAAUCAGUAUUUAAUAAUUACUUAUUAAUAAAAUAAUGGAACCUGUAACAGACGGAGUAGAAGACCUAGAAAUAAAUGGUAAAUCUGUUGAAGAUAUUGUAACACCGUGGACAGUAAAUAGUAAAAAUGAUGCCGGUGUUGAUUAUGAUAAAUUAAUUUUGCGCUUUGGAAGUUCAAAAAUUGAUCAAGAACUACUAGACAGAUUCGAAAAGAUAACUGGGAAAUCAUGUCAUCGUUUUCUCCGAAGAGGAAUAUUUUUUUCUCAUCGAGAUAUGCACACAGUUUUAAAUCUUUACGAGCAAGGAAAACCCUUUUACCUCUACACCGGAAGAGGUCCAAGUUCUGAUGCAAUGCAUCUCGGUCAUUUAAUACCUUUUGUUUUUUGCAAAUGGCUGCAAGAUGUAUUCGAUGUGCCUCUGGUUAUUCAACUAACUGAUGAUGAAAAAGCCAUAUGGAAAAAUCUGAAAUUAGAAGAAGCAAUUCGAUUAGCUUAUGAAAAUAGUAAAGAUAUAAUAGCUUGUGGAUUUGAUGUCAAAAAGACAUUUAUUUUUUCUAAUUUGGAGCAUAUAGGAAAUAAUGUUGCUUUUUAUCAAAAUAUGAUAAGGAUUCAAAAGUCUGUGACUUUUAAUCAAAUCAAAGGUAUUUUUGGUUUUGGGGACAGUGAUCCUGUUGGUAAAAUAGCCUUUCCACCAACUCAAGCUGCUCCAGCAAUUUCAAGCACAUUCCCAUUUAUCUUCAAAGAUGCUAUAGUUCCAUGCUUAAUUCCCUGUGCUAUUGAUCAAGAUCCUUAUUUUAGGAUGACUAGAGAUAUUGCACCAAAACUCGGUGUUCCUAAGCCCGCACUACUUCAUUCAAUAUUUUUUCCUGCUUUACAAGGAUCUCAAACUAAAAUGUCCGCCAGUGACUUUAAUUCGGCAAUUUUUCUUACUGACACUGCCAAGCAAAUUAAAAAUAAAAUUAACAAACAUGCAUUUUCGGGUGGACAAGCAACCGUUGAAGAACACAGACGUCUUGGAGGUAAUUGUGAUAUUGAUAUUUCUUAUCAGUGGCUCAGAUUUUUUCUUGAUGAUGAUGAUAAAUUAGCUGAGAUUGAAAAGAAUUACACAAGUGGAGCUCUUUUGACAGGAGAAUUAAAGAAAGAAUUAAUUGAAGUUAUACAAAAGAUUGUGGCAGAACAUCAGGAAAGAAAAAAAGCUAUAACAGAUGAAAUUGUAAAAGAAUAUAUGAAACCAAGAGACCUUGGCUUUAAAUUAACAAAUAAUUCGAUUAAAUAGAAAUAAAAGAAAAAUUUUUCAAUAAGGUAUUGGAAGAAAUACAGUAAAGUUAAGCGAAGCCUAAUUCUCGCAUGAACUGAGUUAUAUUUUUGUCUAUUUAAAGUUAUAGUAGUAUCGAAUGCUAUUUAUUGUGAUGAUUCAACCGUAACUAAAUUAAUUAAAUAUUUUUUGCUCCAAAUUUAUUUUCUAAAUUGAAAUCAACACGAACAAGAAAAUAAUACUUAAU
This is a messenger RNA of Chelonus insularis, 1661 nucleotides long. RefSeq names its product Tryptophanyl-tRNA synthetase (gene TrpRS). The transcript has 3 exons. Gene Ontology annotation, biological process: tryptophanyl-tRNA aminoacylation. Gene Ontology annotation, molecular function: tryptophan-tRNA ligase activity; ATP binding. Gene Ontology annotation, cellular component: cytoplasm. NCBI's taxonomy places the organism in Eukaryota, Metazoa, Arthropoda, Insecta, Hymenoptera, Braconidae. The coding region runs from base 197 to 1435 and encodes 412 amino acids. The record is from RefSeq and is a predicted model, not a curated record.